Lactuca virosa is the source of this 486-nucleotide messenger RNA. Lineage: Eukaryota; Viridiplantae; Streptophyta; Magnoliopsida; Asterales; Asteraceae. The record is from the annotation of a GenBank genome assembly.
AUGUUUGUGAAACCGUUGUGCUCACUUUCAGCCUCCACAUGCCAACAAUAUGAGGAUCAUAAACGAUGGGAGACAGGAUCUCAGCAUUCUGAAAGUUCAUUCCCAACUGCUUCCAUGGUUGGUGCCUUUCCAAUGGUUCAUGAUCUUCCUCCACUUCAGCAACCAGAAGUUCCUCAGAAUAAUCACAUGUUGCAUGUUCAUAGAAGCGAACCAGAAGUUCCUCAUCAUCAUGCUCAGACAUUGCAUGCUCAUAGAAACGAAUCAGAAGUUCCUCAUCAUCAUGCCCAGACAUUGCAUGGUCAUAGAAAUGAACCAGAAGUUCCUCAUCAUGCUCACAUGUUGCAUGUUCAUAGAAAGCAGAAGCAGAAGCUCCUCACCAUGCUCAAAUGUCGAAUGUUAACGCAUAUGCUGCUUCCAAUCAUUCUCUUGAAUCAGAUGAUCAUGAUGAUGAUGAUGAGAAGAAGCACAUACAUGGACAGAAGAUGA